AUGUGUGAGGUGCCAUAUGCUUCGGCAGUAGGUAGUCUCAUGUAUGCCAUGUUAUGUACACGACCAGACAUUGCUUUUGCAGUUAGUGCAGUAAGCAAAUAUCAGUCAAAUCCUGGAGAAAGACACUGGACAACAGUAAAAGCCAUCCUGAAGUAUUUGAGAAGGACCAAAGAGUUGAUACUAGGUUAUGGGGGUUCAGAGUUGACGCUCAAAGGAUACUCAGAUUCUGAUUUUCAGUCGGAUGUAGACGAUAGAAAGUCUACGUCUGCAUUUAUUUUUGUUUGUAAUGGAGGUGCAGUUAGUUGGAAAAGUGCUAAACAAUCGACUACUGCAGACUCUACUACAGAAGCUGAGUAUAUUGCCGCUUCAGAAGCUGCAAAAGAGGCUGUUUGGAUGCGUAAAUUCGCCACAGAGUUGGGCGUGGUUCCUCAGAUGAGUCAACCAGUAAUUCUAUUCUGUGACAAUACUGGUGCCAUUGCACAGGCAAAGGAACCAAGAGCGCAUCAAAAGUCAAAACAUGUUCAACGAAAAUAUCACAUCUUGAGAGAAUUCGUUGGAGCUGGAGAUAUUGUCAUUCAGAAGAUUGCUUCGGCAGACAAUCUUGCAGAUCCACUAACUAAAGCACUGACGCAAAGACUGUUGGACCAGCAUCUAGAGAAGAUGGGCAUUAGGUACUACAGCGAUUGGCUUUAG
Molecule: messenger RNA, 693 nt
Organism: Mangifera indica (mango)
Lineage: Eukaryota; Viridiplantae; Streptophyta; Magnoliopsida; Sapindales; Anacardiaceae
Product: secreted RxLR effector protein 161-like
Exons: 1
Coding region: 1-693 (230 amino acids)
Source: RefSeq, a predicted model, not a curated record